ACCUUUCAACAAAAUCGUUCUUUUCAUGUAAAAACUUAUUUGCAUUCGAGUGAUUGCCAGGAAAUAUGCUGACGUACAGAAAACUAGCAAUAAAAACUAACAAUAGGAAGGGGCAAAUUACGUGUAAAGACGUCAAGAUGGCGUUUGUAAUUGUUUAGAUAUUAUCGAUAAGAGUAUUUACUUGGAGAGAUAUUAAAAGUAGCAUAUACUUACUAAAUCAAUGAUUAAACUAUCUUAAAUAAUAUAUUUACACUCAAAAUUAUUACGUUUAUUAUAUUGCUUAAUUAACUGUUUACUAUUAAUGCUGUUAUAAGCAAAUAACACUUUGACUCUUUGAGCGCCACUUUGAAACCUCCUUCGUAUAAUUUCUUACCUACGUUUCUGUUGAUUUAAAUAUAACUCGCGUUGAGAUAAUGAAUCAUAUUUUUUUUAUGGAAAACGAUUGGAUGAUCGGUUUAUCUAUCAUCGAGGGCACCACUCCACACAAUUGCCUCGUAAGCGUUUACGUUUGCCUGAUUGCACGUGGUACGCGCAUGCAAGGCAAAUCCGACGUUCAGUCGAGGUUCCGCUGGUGAAGCGGCGAGAUUGUCGAAGGAGAUCGGCAAGACCUGCUGUGACACCGAUAGUCAGUCGAUCACGUGACCUUUUUAGUGCAACUCCUGUUCUUCCGUGCGACUUAUUCGUAAACCGUGAAAAACCAUGAGUAUUUUAACGAGAACAUCAACGGAGGAGAGCCUGCAGUAUAUCAGGCAAUCCCUGAAAUCGGAAGAAAUGGAUCAUCUGGAGGGAACUCAUUUUGACAGGCUUAUUCCGCAUGUGUUUGUCAUCUUCGGAGCAUCCGGUGACCUUGCCAAGAAGAAAAUCUAUCCGACUCUUUGGUGGCUCUUCCGAGACAAUCUGCUCCCGAAGCCAACUACCUUCGUCGGCUACGCUAGAAGCAGAUUGACAGUACAGCAAUUGCGUGAGAAAUGCCAUCCAUACAUGAAAGUGAAGUCCGAAGAGGCGAAGAAAUAUGAAGAAUUUUGGAAGCUGAAUCAUUACGUCGCUGGCGCCUACGAUCAGAAGAAAGACUUUGAGCUGUUGAAUCGUGAAUUACAAAAGUUCGAGCAAGGGGACACCGCGCACAGGUUGUUCUAUCUGGCACUACCACCGAGCGUGUUCGAAUGCGUCACGAUACGCAUUCGACUUACCUGUAUGGCAGAGAAGGGAUGGACGAGAAUUAUAAUCGAGAAACCGUUCGGUCGCGACGCCGCCUCGUCGCAGAAGCUCUCCGACCACUUGGCGACGCUGUUCAGCGAGGAGCAAAUCUACCGUAUCGAUCACUACCUCGGCAAGGAGAUGGUGCAGAAUCUGAUGACACUGAGAUUCGGUAACAGGGUGCUCAAUCCGACGUGGAACCGGGACAACAUAGCCUCGGUGCAGAUCACGUUCAAGGAGCCGUUCGGCACUCAGGGUAGAGGCGGCUACUUCGACGAGUUCGGCAUCAUCAGGGACGUGAUGCAGAACCACCUGCUGCAGAUCUUGUCCCUGGUGGCCAUGGAGAAGCCGGCGUCCUGUCAACCGGACGACAUCAGAAACGAGAAGGUGAAGGUACUCAGAUGCAUCAGAGACGUGCACCUCGACCAGGUGGUCCUCGGCCAGUACGUCGGCGAUCCGAACGCCGAGGAUCCGGAGGCGCGUUUGGGCUACCUGGACGACGCAACGGUACCAGCCGGAUCGAACACGCCGACAUUCGCGUUCGCGGUGCUGAAGAUAAACAACGAGAGGUGGGACGGUGUACCGUUCAUCCUGAGAUGCGGAAAAGCUCUGAACGAGAGGAAGGCAGAAGUUAGAGUACAGUUCCAAGAUGUACCGGGUGAUAUCUUCGACGGGAAGGCGAAGAGGAACGAGUUGGUGAUAAGGGUGCAACCGGGCGAGGCGUUGUACAUUAAAAUGAUGACGAAGUCACCCGGCAUCACGUUCGACAUGGAAGAGACGGAAUUGGACUUCACUUAUGGCAGCAGAUACAAGGGUCUUAAAUUACCGGACGCCUACGAGAGAUUAAUUCUGGAUGUCUUUUGCGGUUCGCAAAUGCAUUUCGUGCGAAACGACGAGUUGCACGAGGCGUGGCGGAUAUUCACGCCGCUGCUUCAUCGAAUCGAAAAGGAAAACAUUCAGCCGAUUCCGUAUAAAUAUGGAUCCCGAGGACCGAAAGAAGCCGACGAAAUGGCGAAGAAGAAUAAUUUCGCGUAUUACGGUUCGUACAAAUGGGUGAAACCGUGAAAGCACUGUCGAACACUGUGAUAUGAGAUUUAUCACACAAAGUACAAAUCUUAAGAUAUCUAGGAAGAUUUCAAUGUGUUGACGCAAUUGUUGUCACAUUCCAAAAAUUUUGAUAAACUGUACAGCGAAUAAUUUUUUACAAUUUUAUAUAUAUAUA
This is a messenger RNA of Wasmannia auropunctata (little fire ant), 2419 nucleotides long. RefSeq names its product glucose-6-phosphate 1-dehydrogenase (gene Zw). Gene Ontology annotation, biological process: pentose-phosphate shunt, oxidative branch; glucose metabolic process. The transcript is spliced from 7 exons. Gene Ontology annotation, molecular function: glucose-6-phosphate dehydrogenase activity; NADP binding. The record is from RefSeq and is a predicted model, not a curated record. Gene Ontology annotation, cellular component: cytosol. The coding region runs from base 700 to 2262 and encodes 520 amino acids. NCBI's taxonomy places the organism in Eukaryota, Metazoa, Arthropoda, Insecta, Hymenoptera, Formicidae.